UGAUCCCAAAGUCACAGGAUUCCAUGCUCAGUCAUCCCCUGCCCUGGAUAACAGAGGGCGUGGGAAGGCAGUGGCGCACGGAUCGGCUUGCAGCAGCCGUCACGCCGGGAGCCAGCUCCGCAGCAGCCAUGGGGCUCCGCGCCUUUGUCCUGCUCCUGGCCCUUGUGGUCCCAUGCUCGGCGCUGAUCAGAAUCCCACUGACUAAGUUCCCCUCAGUGCGCCGCAUCCUAAAUGAAGCCGGAAGUGAAAUCCCCGAUCUGAAUGCAAUGGGCGAAUUCCUGAAAUACAAGCUGGGCGUGCCUGGCGUAGGGGAGCCCACCCCAGAGACCCUGAAGAACUACAUGGAUGCUCAGUACUACGGAGAGAUUAGCAUUGGGACGCCACCGCAAAAGUUCACCGUGGUCUUUGACACUGGAUCGUCCAACCUCUGGGUGCCUUCUGUCCAUUGCAACCUCCUGGACAUCGCCUGCUUGAUCCAUCACAAAUACGACUCCUCCAAAUCCAGUACCUACCAGAAGAACGGCACAGCUUUCGCCAUCCAUUAUGGAACCGGGAGCCUGUCUGGAUACCUCAGCCAGGAUGCUGUGGGGAUUGGUGACUUAGUUGUCAAGGAGCAGAUCUUUGGUGAAGCAACCAAGCAACCUGGCAUAACCUUCAUCGCUGCCAAGUUCGACGGCAUUAUGGGCAUGGCCUUCCCGAAGAUCUCUGUGGAUAAAGUCACACCCUUCUUCGAUAACGUCAUUCAGCAGAAGCUGGUGGACAAGAACAUCUUUUCCUUCUACCUCAACAGGGACCCAUCAGCUCAGCCUGGAGGGGAGCUGCUGCUGGGAGGGACUGACCCCAAGUAUUAUACCGGAGACUUCAACUGGGUGAAUGUCACACGCAAGGCAUACUGGCAGGUCAAAAUGGAUGAACUGGAUGUUGCCAAUGGCCUGACCCUGUGCAAAGGGGGCUGUGAAGCUAUUGUGGACACAGGAACCUCGCUUAUUACAGGGCCAACGAAGGAGGUGAAGGCGCUGCAGGCUGCCAUCGGGGCUAAGCCGCUCAUCAAAGGACAGUAUGUGAUCCCCUGCGAUAAAGUGUCGUCCCUUCCUGUCGUCACUCUCAUGCUAGGAGGAAAGCCCUAUGAGCUCACCGGAGAACAGUACAUCUUCAAGAUUUCUGUACAGGGAGAGAGCAUCUGCCUGAGUGGAUUUUCAGCCCUGGACAUCCCACCUCCCGGGGGCCCGCUGUGGAUCCUCGGAGACGUGUUCAUUGGCCCCUACUACACAGUGUUUGACCGUGAUAAUGACUCUGUUGGCUUUGCCAAGUGUGUCUGAGUGCCUGCCCCACCACCCCUGCCAUACACACACAUGCACGCACUGUAGAGAGUGAGUCCCAGGAUUAGGAAGCAAAUGAGGAAAU
Molecule: messenger RNA, 1404 nt
Organism: Terrapene triunguis (Three-toed box turtle)
Lineage: Eukaryota; Metazoa; Chordata; Testudines; Emydidae
Gene: CTSD
Product: cathepsin D
Exons: 9
Coding region: 24-1319 (431 amino acids)
Biological process (GO): proteolysis
Cellular component (GO): lysosome
Molecular function (GO): aspartic-type endopeptidase activity
Source: RefSeq, a predicted model, not a curated record